AUGGACGAAAAUAAAAUGGAACCGAAAAUCACAGAUAAAAAGAGGUUUUCAUCGAAAAAAAUUGUAAGAGGGUGCCUCUUAGCAACAAUUGCAUUCUCCCUAGGAUACCUCCAUUAUCGCUACGUGUCACAUCUCUUUGAGAAUGAUCGCAACUUCGCGUAUCUUUCUGAGAUGGAGAGAGAGAUGUCCUUCCGGACGGAGAUGGGCUUCUACUACUCCUACUUUAAGACAAUGGUGGAAGAGAGACAGUUUAUUGCUGCAAUAUCCAAACUCAUGUACGAUAGACUGGUGGAGUUUCCCAAAGAUGUGAAUGCUGUAAACCGAUUUAAUAUACAUCCUGAAGUAGUCAUAGGAGCCCUGUAUCGGUACUUAGAGCCCUACAUAAACACAACAACAAACCGCCAAUGUCAUAUGGUAGACCGUGGUGGGGAUCUGGCACCAGUAGAAAGCUGUGUGGGCAUAGGACAACCAGUAUUCUUCUACCUGGAGGCGAUAUGGUGGCUGACUGGGCUAACAGUAGCUGCCCUGUUCCUUUAUGCUGCUACAAUAAGUGAAUGUCUGCUCGGUGGACUCCUAGCAGUCGCACAGUACUUCGCGAACCACACCGAGUGUACCAGGGUGCAGUGGGCACCCAACGAGAGGGAGAACUUAGCGGCUCCCUUUCUCUUGCUCCAGACCUGGCUGGUCACAGUACAGCUUAGAGAUAACCAGAGGAGAACGACCUUCCAACUUCAGGUCUCCAUUUUUAUCCUGAAUUCUCUAUGCCUAUUAUUCUGGCAAUUCUCACAGUUUAUAUUUUUAACGCAAACCGCCAUUUUCUUCGUAAUGGAGCAACUACGUAUAAUAGAUGUAAAAUCUUUGUGCAUUUUCCUACAUUCGCAUUUCUGUGGGCUACAUAUGGCAGUGCUACUGUUACAAGGAAAUGAUAUGCUGAAAUCGUCCUUAUAUGCAUCAUUCUUUUUAAUAGUUUCGUGCUAUUGUCUAUUCUUUAGUUCAUUUCUCAUUAAGAUUCAAAAUCGUAUGGAUCUAUUUGUUGAAGCCUGGUUGGUAUUAUUAAGAAUAGCUAUAGUCACAGUGGCUUCGCUGUACUUAAAAAAAAUAAUUAGUAAUUUUCUUGAAGUACAAGAAGACUCCCAUAUAUGGGACAUAUUGUACUCUAAAUUGACUAAUUUUAAAACAUUUCACACACUAAUCUACACUUGUACUGAGGUUUUUGACUUUCUACCGUUUUCUACCAUUCAAAAACUACUACGAUCGUUUUUAAUACCAUUUGUACUACUGGGCAUUGUAAAUGUAUGCCACUAUUGGGUAUCUAACUCUGUGAAAGAGACCGAGAAAGAGAUAGAAGAUGAAAUUAAUGAAAUAGAAAAGGACGGAGAUAUUUCUGAUGAAUCUGACAGUGGAAUCGAAAAUUCAGAUACGAAAACUAGUAAAAAAAAGGCCUUGACAGAUUUGGACCUACUUGACAAAGAGAUAAAGUCGAAAAUUGAAUGUAAAGAAAAUACGAGUGUUGAAAGAGAUUUGUUAAUAUUGUUUUUAAGGAAUUUACGAGUGGAUCCUGGUAUAUUUUAUAGUAUUUCUCAGAUGGUUGUGUUUGGUGUGAUGGCUGUGUUUGUGAUGAGAUUAAAAUUGUUGUUCGUACCACAGAUGUGUGUGGUAUCUUCUCUGAUGAUGAAUUCCAGUUAUUACGCCGUCCCGAAGUCCUACAUGCGGUAUAUACCGUUCUUCUGGAUUGUCAGUAUGACUCCUUUAGUCCAGGAACUGAUACACAGUGUAUCAGAAGAAAUGUCUUUUAUUGGUGAAUUUAGCGACCUACAACAAGAGCAGCUAAUGGAAUGGAUUAUAUCCGAGACGCCCGCGACUGCGGCGUUCGCGGGUUCGAUGCCGAUAUUGGCCACUAUCAUGUUGAUCACCAGGCGGCCUAUAGUCGCCCAUCCUCAUUAUGAACAUCUAGAAGCCAGAGAGCGCGCGUAUGCAGUGUACAAGACGUACGGCCGUUUCACUCCCAACGAGUUGUACCAAGAGCUGAACAAACUCCGAGCCACGCACCUCGUGGUGGAGAACAAAUACUGUUACGGAAAGAGUUCUAAAGGCUGUUCAUUCAAUGACAUCUGGGACACGGAGACGCCGUGGCUUUCGGACCGCGAGUCCACCUGCCACGUGCUCCUCACGCAGCGGGUCGACCAUUUCUUCAGGGUCUUCUCAAACAGACACUACACCGUGUUCAGCGUCCACGACUUUAGUGUCAGAUAUAUGCCACGCAGUUUUGAUACUUGA
Messenger RNA from Arctia plantaginis, 2277 nucleotides. The record is from the annotation of a GenBank genome assembly. Lineage: Eukaryota; Metazoa; Arthropoda; Insecta; Lepidoptera; Erebidae.